Thlaspi arvense is the source of this 723-nucleotide messenger RNA. The record is from the annotation of a GenBank genome assembly. NCBI's taxonomy places the organism in Eukaryota, Viridiplantae, Streptophyta, Magnoliopsida, Brassicales, Brassicaceae.
AUGACGUCGAAGAGAUAUAUUGUAGACUAUGACUCCAAGUCGCACGCCGUCGAAUCCAAAAACUCAGGGUCUUUCUCAAUACGGAUCCGAGCAGCUGAGCGGCAUCUUGUCCGGAGUCCCAGCGGUCGUGAAACUCUGUGUAAACAAAUAUCUCUGGGGGAGAUAUAUGAUGCAAUCGCAUCUGAGAUCCCACAUGCUUUCCUUGCUGGGGAAGAAGUUUGCAUAGGGUUUGUGGCUAACGUCCUCUCCAAGGCAAACAUGAUCAGCUGGAUUCAGCAACGCAUCCUUCCUAAGAUCUGCAGAGACGCCAUUAAUAUGAGCCGUAACCUUGAAGAAACAGGAGAAGAAGGUUUCUUGGUUGAAGCCGAGGUUGAGGUUAUCAAAGAAAUAUCGCUGGAAGGCUUUUACGACUUCAAUGAUUAUGACUCUGUUGGUCGACUAAUACCAACCGAGCCAGACUGCACAAUCUGUCUAGAAGAGUUAUCAUCAGGUGGUCCGAAGACGAUCAUGAAGUUGCGUUGUGCCCACAAUUUUCAUAGGGACUGUCUUCUCACAUGGCUCCGCCGCAAACAUUCUUGCCCCACUUGUCGUUACGAUAUCAACAGUCCCCCACCCAGGAACGAUCUCCCGAGGAUGAUAAUUUUCUCAAAAGAGAAACUCACAAGAGGAGGAAGUAGUGGUUUCAAAUUUUUUCCUCAAAUAAAUUAUCUUUGUAACAGAUAA